GUCGAACAGCAGGCGCAUAUAUCACCUCUAUCUUCUCCAAUUUCUUUCCCCUGUCUCAGCCUUCUCCACACAAUUUCCUCCCCAUUCUACACCAGACCGUCAUCUAGCUGCGCUCUACCAUCACGCGUUGUCGCUGCAGGCUAAGGCCGUCUGGGGUCAUUGUCAUCGACCAUCUUCCUAAGAGCUCGGGCAGGACGCGGCGAUCCAGAUUUCACUGAUCUCUGCACACUGGCCGGCAGGUUCUACUUCUACAGGACUAGUUAGCUUCGCUGCCGUGGUACUGCACUCUGGCAUUGAUUGCAAAUGGAUACCAAAAUAAGAACAAUACACAAGGUUGACCUAGAGCGCAUGGUGCUUGAUGAAAGUGCAGAGCCAACAUACCUGCCAUUAUCACUUUUACAAGAAAUCACAGAUAGUUUCUCUGAUGAUCAACAAAUUGGCAGUGGUGGGUCUGCGAUUGUUUAUAAGGGAACGGUGGGAAAAGGAAUGGUCGCUGUGAAGAAGUUGUCCAUAACAAUUGACAUGCAUGAGAAUAAUUUCCACAAAGAGGUCGAGUGCCUAAUGAAGGCCAAGCACAAGAACAUAGUUCGUUUUUUGGGAUAUUGUUCUGACACGCAAGGGAUGGUGGGGGACUAUGACGGGAAAUUUGUCAUGGCAGAUGUACGAAACUGGGUGCUAUGUUUUGAGUACAUACCUAACGGAAGUCUCGAUAAGUAUAUUACCGAUGCGUCUUGUGGACUUAAAUGGAGAGAUCGUUAUCGUAUUAUCAAGGGAACCUGUGAGGGCUUACUUCAUCUUCAUGAGAACCGUAUUCUUCAUUUAGAUCUCAAGCCCGGAAAUAUAUUGAUAGCUGAUCACAUGGUACCUAAAAUUGCUGAUUUUGGACUCUCAAGGUGCCUCGAUGAAGACCAAACCCGAGCUUUUACUUCACAUCUAUGUGGAUCUCAGGGAUACUUAGCACCAGAAUUCUAUAGAGGACAAUUCACAUUUGCGUCGGACAUAUAUAGUCUUGGCAUUAUAAUUGUGGAGAUACUAACAGGAGAGAAGGGGUAUCCAGAAGAGGAGAAUGUAGUUGCAAAUUGGAUGAAUCAGUUGGAGGCAUCAGAUCAGUGGCAUACACAGUUGGAGCAAGUAAGAGUAUGCACUAAGAUAGGGAUACAAUGCAUGGACUUGAACCCAAAGAAGAGACCAGUUGCACGCCAUAUACUUGAUAGACUAGAUAAAACAGAAAUUACCAUCGAAACUGGCAUAAGUGGUUCAUCAGUUGAGCAGCAGGUUAGUUUCCUAAAGGAACAGUAUUGCCAAGAGAAAAACUCAAAGCUUUCUUAUCAGUACCUUGGAAAGGAAAUCAAGGAACACGCUGGAACAGAAGGACUUGCAGAAUAUGUAGAGAUACCUAGAGAAGAUCAUUGGCAGCAAGGGGAGCAAGAAGCUUCCAGUGAUCAGUGGCCAUUAAGGGGAGUGCAAGAUGUAAAGAAAACUGUAAGCCCACAAGGUGCAAGUAUUUCUAGCUCUAACAAUGGCGUGCUCUACAAGUUGAACAAUUUGGACAUCUUCGACAGAAAAGCACACAGGAAUCACGUGCGGUAUGGUGGGCCUACAUUGGAGAAUGUAAAUUUUGUGAAACUUUUCAAAAAAAAGGAGCUCAGUCCAAUUUUAAAGAAUAAGAAUCUUAUUAGAAGAGAUAGCUUUGGAGUAGUUUACAUGGGCCUUGUUGAUAGUGUGCCGGUUACAAUAAGGAAGCUAUUUAGUGGUAGUGUGGUACAGAAUGAAGAUUUUGCAAAUGAAGUCAUCAUCCAGUCUCAAGUCAUUCACGGAAAUAUGGUUAGGCUCAUAGGUUGUUGCCUUGAAUUUGAAGUCCCGAUGCUAGUCCAUGAGUUUCACUCUACAGCUAACCUCCAUUACAUUCUUCACAUCAACAUCAAGGUGCCUCUUAACCUUGGCGUGCGAUUAAGUAUUGCUGCAACAUCGGCAGGUGCUCUAGCUUAUGUGCAUUCUGCAUUUGCUACGAAAAUAUUACACGGUGAUGUUAAACCAUCAAAUAUACUCUUGGAUAACAACUUUGUGCCAAAGAUCUCAGACAUCGGCAUAUCAAGGUUGAUCGUGAGAGGCCAUGAACAUAGCGGAGUAUGCAUUGGUGACAUGGCUUAUAUGGAUCCUCUAUAUGUACGAACAGGCCUACUGACCGAACAAAGUGAUGUCUACAGUUUUGGAGUUAUCAUCUUGGAGCUUGUUACUAGGAGAAAGGCCACACAUAUGGACAAAAACAGCUUAGUAAUUAAUUUCCUUGAGAACCACAAGCAGGGGAGGAAAUCGACCGAGUUGUUUGACAAGGAAAUUGCAGUGGCAGAAAAUUUGGAGCUUCUUGACACUCUGGCAGGAAUUGCUGCUGAAUGCCUUAAUUUUGAUGUGGACCUAAGACCAACAAUGGUAGAUGUCGCAAAUCGUCUAUCCAUGCUGAAUCAAUCAUGUAAUUUGAGUUGACAAGUUGAUGCAUUUACUAGUGGAGUUUUAACAUGUAUGAUGUGUUGAAUAAGCUUCUGAUAGGUACAACUAUGUAUAAAUGUGUGAUGAUCGAAGUGUGGUUGUGAAGAAAUAUUUUAAGUCCCACCUGUUAAGUGUGCUAAAGCACGCCCUCCCAGGCCUCCGGUAAGAAAAGCUCAGUCCGAUUGUUGGUUA
Molecule: messenger RNA, 2679 nt
Organism: Aegilops tauschii subsp. strangulata
Lineage: Eukaryota; Viridiplantae; Streptophyta; Magnoliopsida; Poales; Poaceae
Biological process (GO): protein phosphorylation
Molecular function (GO): protein kinase activity; ATP binding
Source: RefSeq, a predicted model, not a curated record